Messenger RNA from Anoplopoma fimbria (sablefish), 934 nucleotides. RefSeq names its product protein B4. Bases 156 to 866 code for a protein of 236 amino acids. Gene Ontology annotation, molecular function: nucleosomal DNA binding; structural constituent of chromatin; double-stranded DNA binding. Gene Ontology annotation, cellular component: nucleus; nucleosome. The record is from RefSeq and is a predicted model, not a curated record. The transcript is spliced from 5 exons. Gene Ontology annotation, biological process: negative regulation of DNA recombination; chromosome condensation; nucleosome assembly. NCBI's taxonomy places the organism in Eukaryota, Metazoa, Chordata, Actinopteri, Perciformes, Anoplopomatidae.
UAAUUGAUCGCACCUGAUGCUGAUGAGAUUCACCUGCUCUCAUUUUACCGGAAGACGCUGCAUAAAGACGGAGACCAGCAUAGCCUACACGCCAACUUCACGUAACGUGCUGACUUUACUGUCUUAUUUUUCUUUUUAUAUUGAAUUCUCAGAAAAUGCCUCCCAAAAAGCCAGCAGCAGACUCCGCUGAUGCGCCGGUGGAAGAGAAGAAAUCAGAUGCUGCGGCGCUGCGCAAACUUGCAACUCAUCCCUCCACAGCAAUUAUGGUGAAAGAAGCACUGCAGGAGUUGGACUCGCGCAAAGGGGUCUCCUCCCAAGCGAUCCAGAACUAUAUCAAACAGCAGUACCCCUCUGUGGAUUUGGUGAGGUUGAAGCACUUGGUCCGGAGGGCCCUGAAGAAAGGAAUCGAGACUGGCACGCUGGUGCGGCCUGCUAACUCCAAUGUCACCACCGGCGCAACGGGGAAAUUUAGGCUUGCACCAAAAGUGAAGGACGCAAAGCCAAAAGCUGAGAACGUGGAUCCCAAUGUGCAAAAAGCAGCCAAGGAUGAAGCCAAGAAGCCCAAGAAAGCAGGUCCCACGAAGAAGAAAGAGGCUGCCAAUGAAGAGGACAAGCCAAAGGAGGAACCCAAGCCUCCCAAAAAGUCUAAGAAAGAAAAGGAACCUGCUACCUCAGAGCCCACCGCCUCAAAGGUUGCUCCAGCAAAGAAGCCAAAAGCAAAAAAGUUGCAGAAAAGGAGGAUGGUGAGGGAGCUUCUGAUACAGCCAAAACUAAAGCGACAAAGACUACCAAGGAGGCAAAGGCGGGAAAGGCGACUCAGAGCAAGGCUGCUAAAGCAACCGACGACGCCCCUGCUGCUAAAGUAACCGGGAAACGAGGAAGGAAGCCUGCAGAAUAACUUUAAUAUUGACUCAUGUUUUAUACACUCUUGCAA